Molecule: messenger RNA, 1569 nt
Organism: Nicotiana attenuata
Lineage: Eukaryota; Viridiplantae; Streptophyta; Magnoliopsida; Solanales; Solanaceae
Product: WAT1-related protein At5g07050-like
Exons: 6
Coding region: 133-1236 (367 amino acids)
Cellular component (GO): plasma membrane
Molecular function (GO): transmembrane transporter activity
Source: RefSeq, a predicted model, not a curated record
ACUUCUUUUCCUUAGGAAAAACACAAAUCUCCUCUUAUUAGAGUGUUUUCCUCGCUUUUCACUUGAUCAAUUCUUUAUUCUCUUCUCUUAAAGACUCAAACAUAUUCAGCUUAAAUAAUUACAAAAAAGAUAAUGGAAGGAAAAGGAGAAUGUGGUUGCAGUUUUUACCAAAGGGCUAAGCCUUAUAUAGCCAUGAUUUCCUUGCAAUUUGGGUAUGCAGGGAUGAAUAUUAUUACAAAAGUUUCUCUUAAUAGGGGAAUGAGUCAUUAUGUUCUGGUUGUGUAUAGGAAUGCUUUUGCUACUGCAGUUAUUGCUCCCUUUGCUCUUAUUCUUGAAAGAAAAAUUAGGCCAAAGAUGUCACUCAUGAUGUUCAUGCAUAUAUUUGUAUUGGGUCUUUUGGGGCCAGUGAUUGAUCAAAAUUUUUACUAUGCUGGACUCAAAUAUACAUCCCCAACAUUUUCUUGUGCUAUGAGCAACAUGCUUCCUGCUAUGACAUUUGUCAUGGCAUUUCUCUGCAGGAUGGAGAAAGUUGACAUAAAGAAAGUUAGAUGCCAAGCAAAAGUGUUGGGAACAAUAGUAACAGUAGCUGGAGCCAUGUUAAUGACAUUGUACAAAGGCCAUGUUGUUAACUUGUUAUGGUCAAAUCACUCUAUUAUUAAUUCUAGUGUACAAGAAACCAAUGGAGAUAAUUCUGAUAAAGAUUGGUUUAAAGGUUCAAUUCUCCUCAUUUUUGCAACUCUUGCUUGGGCUUCUUUCUUCAUUCUUCAGAAUAUCACAAUGAGGAAAUACACAGCUCCACUUUCUCUAACUGCACUUGUUUGCUUUAUGGGAACCUUACAAUCUAUAGCUAUCACAUUUGUAAUGGAGCACAAGCCUUCUGUUUGGACUAUUGGUUUUGACAUGAAUUUAUUAGCUGUUGCCUAUGCUGGAAUAGUAUCAUCAAGUAUAGCAUACUAUGUACAAGGUGUUGUAAUGGAGAAAAGAGGACCUGUUUUUGUGACUGCUUUUAGUCCUUUAAUGAUGAUUAUUGUUGCUAUUAUGGGCUCUUUCAUUCUUGCUGAAAAAAUCUAUAUUGGAGGAAUUCUUGGUGCAGUGCUGAUAGUGGCAGGGCUAUACUCAGUUCUAUGGGGAAAAUACAAGGAGUACAAAGAGAAGGAAAUUGAGGAGGCAAUAAUUCCUGAAGCAGUGAAGGGAGUUAAUGGAAAUAAUCAAAUGAUGAUUUUUGUAGAUAAUUAAUGAUAUAGAAAUGCAAAAAAGUAGUGAUGCAAACAAAAUCCAAACUCCAAUUAAUUAGUGUACCAAUGCCACAGCCCCUCAUGUUAGCUAGGGAAGCACCAAAAGCUUAAUUUUUGGUUGAGGAAUUAUUAGAAGCAAAAAAGAUGGGAAUUUUUUCCCAUUUUUUUUAAAAAAAAAAAUCUUUUAGCUGCCUGGUAAAUUAAAAAGGCUCUAUGUAACUUUUGGUGUAAGCUAGUAAUAUAUUUUUGUAUAUUUUUUUUCUUGGAGAAUAUUGAAAUAGCAUAGAAAUGUUCCUAUUUUGUACGUACCUCAAUGAUUAUAGAAAAUCUUUCA